Messenger RNA from Gallus gallus (chicken), 9875 nucleotides. It is a transcript of the gene SIAH1, whose product is annotated as siah E3 ubiquitin protein ligase 1. NCBI's taxonomy places the organism in Eukaryota, Metazoa, Chordata, Aves, Galliformes, Phasianidae. Gene Ontology annotation, molecular function: ubiquitin conjugating enzyme binding; zinc ion binding; ubiquitin protein ligase activity. Gene Ontology annotation, cellular component: cytoplasm. The record is from RefSeq and is a predicted model, not a curated record. Gene Ontology annotation, biological process: proteasome-mediated ubiquitin-dependent protein catabolic process; multicellular organism development. The transcript is spliced from 4 exons. The coding region runs from base 7513 to 8361 and encodes 282 amino acids.
AGGGAAAGAAUGGUGGAAAACAUUUAGCAGCAGUUGGCGUGCAGUCCAUGCAUGCAUUUCAGAAUAAAUUAAAGGCGUUCUCACAGUACUUGAAGGGCUACUUAAGACUUCACAGAAUCCCUGAACAGUAAAUCCAAGUAAAUCCUAGGCCUUCAGGUGUCUCUGCAACGGGCUGCAGAUGCGUGGAGAGGAAUGUAAUAAACUAGAGCUUUUCCUGAGAAUUAUCAGCAACUACCUGGGGAGCUUCUUGAAGAUCUGCUACCUGACCAAUUACAUUUGUAUUGAUGGAGAUCAGAUGGGAUUAAUACCUAAAACUACUGAUGAACACAGGUUGUUGAAAGCUUAAUGCUUUCAGCUCUUCUGCACCAGCUAUUGAAGCCUAUGGGAGAUUAUCUAGAAAUUGUGGCUCAGAACAUUAGUAUGUAUUUACAGGAGAAUUAUGGCAGCAGUUUCCACUCUCUCCACAGAACUGGAAGUAGAAUGCAGAGCUUUUUGUUCACCACUGCACCAUCAUCAGAGGGACAGAAAGACCUGCAGUUCUUAAAAGCAAUGUGUGAGUUUGCUCAAGAGAUCUAUUAGCUACAGCUCAGCCAUUCAUGCUUGGCCCUCAAAUAUUUCUGUGUGUCUGCUAUUGAGAUAGUGAAGGGCUGUGUUCCCAUAGCACAAAUGGGAUACGUAUAAUUUCUGCUACACACAAUCCUAAUACUGUGGCAUUUCCAAGGUCUUUUAUAAGCUGGAAUCAGUCCUGUGUAAGUUAAAUGUAACUGUUCAUGCAGAUGCAUAAGCAUACAAAGAUCUACUUCUUUAGAAGAUUAAAUUUAGCCUAGACUUUCAGUAAGCAGAGAAGCCCUAAUGCAGAGAUGUAACCAAAGAAAUAGCUUUGACCUUUUUACAGACCAGAGAGAUCUUCUGGAUAAAAUGGAUCUAUCCUAAUUAGGUCUUAUACACACCAAGCAUGAAAAUUACUCUCCUCAGCCAGCAGAGGAAUGCAAUGAAAGACAGGAGCUGCUCUAUUCUGCCCUGGGACAUGAAAUAGCAAAAAGAAAAUGGUAGAAGCCUUGUCUUACUGAAAAACAGUGAAGAAAAAUCAAGAAGGCUACUCUAAGAAGUAAUAAUAUAUGACUGAUGUGGGCACCACAUGAAAAAUGGAGUGUGUAUAAAUGAAUCUGUGUGUAAGCCAGUGGUGAUGCCAGGGGAUUCUUGUGUUUAAACUUGUAGCUGGUGAAUGCAAAAUGCUUUCCAAAACCACAUUGUGAGGGCUGACUGUCAAAACUAUAGCUCACUUCUUAACAGUUAUAGUACGUCAGCCAGGGGAAAAAAAAAAGUAUUUUUAACAUCAUAUGUUCCUCACAGUAAACAAACUUAUCCUGGUACUUCUCUCUGCUGUCCACCUUGAUGAAACGUUGUUUGUUUUUUUUCCCUAGACAAUGACUUUGGAAAUACCAUCCAUAUCUGAGAUGGUACAGUUUUGCUUAUUGCAUCAAACAAAAAACCCAUCUUCCUCCUUAAAGGAAAGGCUGUGAAUGGGUUUAACGGUACCUCUGGUACUGAAUGAUUUAAACCCCAUUUUUCUGUUUUGAUUUUCAUGCUUCAAAAUAGCUUUUGCACAUCUGUGAAUCUGCUUUCCUUCAAAUCCCUGUAAAUUUCUUUUCCCCACACCUACGAAAGGGGACAAAUAUCAGGAUGUCAGUACACUGUAAGUACUUCCUAUAUUGCUAGUUUUUAUUGUCUUGCCAAUUUCUUUCGGCUGUGUUUCCCUUUCUCUCUCUCCCAUCUUAUAUAAUAAGCUCUCUGGAGCAGGAAAUCUCCUUCCAAUUGUAUGUUCAUUCAUAAACUAACAUACUGAAACCCUGGCAUACGAUUAUGAAUUACGGACAUGGGUACAUUAAUAAAAUAAUUACCUGUGCAACUUAGCCUGAUGUGAAACAGGUCUUGAUGCUAUGAAGGCUAUGUAAAGGGAUCUAUGAUCAAAUAAGAUUAGGAAAGUAUAAGCAAGAUCUCUGAAAAUCUAAUUGACGUGUUUUGCCUAAUAUGCUUUAGCGUCUUGUAGUCUGAAGAGGUGCUCUACUGCCGUUUGUAGAAGUCAAAGAUCUAAAUUCAGUCUUACAUCACAGAAAUUGAGCCACCUGCAUCUGAGCUGCGUAUCUAUGCCUUGGUCAUGGGACUUGCUUAUAGGCAACUUUGCUGCUUUUCCCUGUGUUGUCUCAGAUGUGACAUCAAAAGGGUAAGAAGUAGCCCAGCAGCAUUCUAGUGUCGUGGAUGUUCAGAUGGCUCACUCCAUGAAUUACAGUCAUGAGGAGUGGGCUUUUCCAAGUCCUGUUGUGGGUACUGGUAAGGCAGUGGAAUAAACGUAGUGGUGGUCUUUUCAUGCACACACAAAUUGUUCUUGGGAAGUGCAACAGUAAUUUCACACUCCCCCAGGAUACAUAGAAUCUGCCCUUGGGAAUAGAGACACAAAAUUCUUGCUAACUUUCUGAAUUCAGAAUACUCUAGAACAUGGAAGAUAGGUACUGUAUGUAUGAAGGAGAUGUAUUAGAAAAGGUAUUCCCAGAUUAGUCUUGCCUAAAUGAAUCUUCAUAGCUUAGUAACAAAGUAUAAUGCCUACGUUACUCAGAGUUAGUUGCAGUUAAUAUAAUCCUUUUGAUGUAGGAAAUAAUGUCUGUCCAAUCUCCAAAAGAAAGACAUUUUCCCUUUAACUUGGCUGUAUUGGUCAUAGUACAUAGUUAUAGUGCUUGGUGUGAGCUAAUUUCUUCUGGAACACACACCCAUAUGCAAAAAAAAAAAGAAAAAAAAAAAAAAGCAUAUGGCAACUGAACUGAAAGCCAAAGAAAUAAGCGUUUCUGAGGGCUUCUGACUCAAGUUAGUUGUAUAGUGGUUUUUUAACGCUUUUAAGCCACACCACAAUGCAUUUCAGAGUCAUUGCAACUGCAGUUCAAAACUCAAAGUAGGAAAAUAAUAAACUGUGAAUGGGUUAGAAAAGUGCUCCACUCAUGCCAAGAAUUUUAGGGGUGAGAUUCACAUUUUGCUUGCUUUUUUCUCCUCCAUCAGCAUGAGAGACUGCAUUCUAUAACAUCCAUGCUUAUUUUGUAUUGAAGAACUCUGUAGAGACUUAUCUCUGUUCUAGGUAAUGAGAAAGUCAUUUUAUCAUCUUCUCUGGGGUAAGGAGGUUUUGGAUAUAGUAUCUUAAAUACUGUUACAGGUUUGACACUUGCAAGCCUUAGCUUUCCAGGCAGUGUAUUUAGCACUAUCAACAAAAGCAGGUUUCUACCUCUGCCAGGCAGUUUCUCAUAGUGCUGUUAGUCAGGUUGUGCUGAAUGAGCCACAUUGGAGGAAAAAAAAAAUUGCAUGGUGAAAGGACUGUAUUAUGGCUCCGCUAUACACCAGGUUAUAACAAAGAUACAAAAUCAAAAAGCUACAAAGAUGAAUUAAAUUUAAAAUAGUUUUUGAGGAUUUAUUAUAAACACUUACACACUUUAGAAGGCCUCUGGCACUAAAAAGCCCCAUUGCCUAUCCUCUAACUAAAUUAAAUUCAUUUCCAUUAGAAUUCAGCAGAUGCAGCAGCCCUGUUUUCAUUCCCAGGGGGUGCUUUCUCCUUGGUAGCAAUGCCAGAUACCCUUUUGCUUUUUUAAUGUCUGACUGUUAGGCAGCAAUCCAGAAGGCAACAAUAAUAUUGAGAGAAAAGGAGAGGCUUAUUGUAAAUAGCAGUUAAAAAAAAAAAAGAGGAAAAGGUUCAAGCGACCAUUGGUUAAAGCAGUUUCUUAAUGGUCUUCCUAGCUAAAAAGAAAAAGGGAGAUCUGCCACCCUGAAAAACACAGUGCACAAUUCUCAAAGUUGAGCCUGAUGGAGCAGUCAUUGCAAAAGGAUACAAAAUAGUCAAAAUGAAAUUGGAAAUGAGGAGAGGUAGCAGAUGUAGUAGUUGAAAUCGAGUUAUUUCCUGUAUCCAUGAGUACAGUAAAAUAUUUCUUCUCAGUAAACAAAAAUUACUUUGGAUUCAGCCCUAUAGGAACUCUACAGUCACUGAUGAGAGUUUUAAUACAGUUAAUUAGUUGGAUUUUCCAAAUGAAUUGCAAUUCCUUUCUAAAACUCAGUUUUCCUGCUGCUCUGAUGUGCAGCUGGGGAAGAAGUUGCUUUGGUUAGUUACCAGGACAGGUCACAUCCCAGGGCUUCCCACUGUAGUUACAGGGGUUGCUUAUUGGAAGCUCACAGAUGAAAUGUAUUGGUUGUGGAAAUUGACUACAAUUUUAGGUUUAAUGGGACAGACACGUUUGAUGAAACUAUUGCAAUCCACUUCUUCAGAAUUGGUCCCCAAAUGGAGUGCUCUGGGGUCAUACAGGGGUUGAUUUUAUUGCCAUGGCAGUGGCUUUCCCUAGCACACAUCCAAAAUUCAUAAAUGUGUAGGAUGGCCAACAACAACAAUAGCUCUGCAGCAAGGAAUCCCCCUGUUGUAGAGCUUAUGAUCUCCUGAACAAGUUAGGGAUUUUCUCCAUUAGCACUCUCCUCAAAGUUCCUUUUUUAAGGGAGAAUGGGUUGCAGUAGUAUAGCUAGAGAGAGGCCUGCAACAGUCUCAGCUUGACAUGAUAUACUUUCAACUGCAUAUUAUUUAAAAAACAAGAUGGUGAGAUGGUAGGCUUUCCUACUACUGCACGUAAGGCUGUGCAGGCAUACAAUAUUUUAUAAUGUCUUGAAGUGCUUCCCUGGGGUGUGCCUCUUGGAAUUCAGUCGUAGCUUGCAGGGUCCAUGUGGCAAUGGAUGCACUUUGCAAUGCUUCUCCUUAUCCCUGCAGGGCUAGCAGGGCAGGGUUUGCUCCAGAAUUAUUACAAAGGAUGUGUAUUCCACUGUGUUCAAACGUUGCACUUAUUUCAUUUGAAAUGAAAGUAAAUAAACUUCUAAGCAGUAUCACAAGUGAAUACAGGCAGAGCUAGCACAAGAUUUCUGUUUAACAUCUUAUUGAAUGUUGUUACCGUGUCACCCAAAAAUACUUUGGAAGAUGAUAUCGUUAUGCAGCUGACAAGCUAUAAAUUCUCUCAGGCAGUUCUGUGAAUGUAUGAUCUUCCCAAGAGCUUUUCAUUUUAAGCAAAUGCAUAAAGUAAAACAAGUUAGGAUGUAUUUUUAGCUAUCUAGGAGUUGAUGCAUAACUUUGGGCUUACUUUUGUGUGUGUGCUUAAUCUUUAAUGAAUGAAGGCUAAUCAAUAAGAAGAAUGUAUUUCACUCUAAUCAGGGAUGUCCUCUCCACAUAACAGAAAAAGAAAAGGAAAAUAGUAAACUUAAAUUAGUAGAGAAAAAGCCAAUAUUUAUGUUCAGUGUCAGCAUACUUAUUAGGAUGGUUAACCUAUUUUUGCCAUUUAUAUUCUUUGAAUUAUUCUGCUGCAAACCAGGCUGGGUUGGUUUUUUUUUAUUUGCUUGUUUUGUCAUCUUUUGAGACCAUGGAUAACGCUAUUUUAGUGAGCUCAGUGAGUAAAAUGAAGGCUGUGACUCAAAAGCCUCCCUGUGGUACUGGCAGAAAGGGAAGAGCUGAAAGCAAGGGGUGCUAUGAUGGUAAAUGAUAUCACAGUAGCAAGAAAAAUCACAUUUGCAAUAUAAAAUAGGCACACAUAUCAAAGAACAUUAUAAUGCCUCAAGCUUUAUCUGUACUCAGGUGUGAAAAACAGAAUGUUGUCUCUUGUAGUUUUCCCUCUUCUCUGGUAAAUCAGAAGUGUCAGGGAUAAAGCCCAUAAUCAGAUUUGGUUGUGGCUGACAGCUUCUUUGGUGAGCUCCCCCCAGUUUUAUAACCCUAAUUAUGCUCUGUGGUGUCUGCUCAGGCUAAACUCCCAGCAAAAUGAAAAGGAAUGCUGCAUGACAAAGGAUACCUCAUACUAAAUAUCCCGACUUUGUACUGCUUCCAGAACCUGAUGUAAGAUGUUAUAUUUAGCCAGUGCAUGACUUGCUGAUGUAUUUCCGGUGACAUGACAUUCAUGAGAACGAUAAUGACUCUAAAUACAUUUAAAACAUGAACAGGAAUGGGAUUAAAGACUGUUACCGUAAUGUAUGUUCUUGCAGCAUUUAUGCCUUGGUGACCCCCCCAAGUCUGCUGAAGAAAUCUUAUGGAGGAAAAGCAAACCUCCCUAAUCUCCCUUCGUUUAAAGCUGAAUGCAAUCCUUGCUUCUUUGUCCAAGCCUGCCCACAGUAGUGCUCUCAUUCUGACUGAUUCAUGCAGAAAAUGAAGAACAGGAGACUUUUUGUCCCUAUUUGUAUGGUUAGAGGAAGAUGGGGAGGGAGAGGUAGGGCGGAAGGGUGGACGUAUGACCAUUUUCUUUGGAGGUGUUCUCAUAAUACUCUUAUUCUGACAAAUGUUUGUGACUGUGCUCAGUCAUGGGCCUGGGUACAGUCAAUAAGUAAGGGCUGAACAGGAACAAUGAAACAUUCAUGUGUGUUGUGAGAGCUGGGGCAGUAGGAGGUGGUAAACGUGGCAGGAUCUGAGCAAGGUGUUAAUCAUGUGCCUCGGGAGAUUUGCCCAAGUAUAGAAAUGGGGAUUAAGUGUGUUGUCUUAUCAGAAAACUUGAAGAGCAGCCAUGAGCUUCUGUCAGACUUACUUUACAAAAGCAGAACAAGAAUUUGUAAGCACAGAAAGUGAUGCCGCUCUUCUUUUUUCCUCCGGUAUGUUCAAGGGAACUGUUUCUUGAAUAAAUAGGCUUAUGCCAAAGAUGCACCUAAGUCCUACACGAGUGUCCUCCUGAUAGAUACAUUGCAGGAAGACUCUAAAUACCAGCUGUUUGCCUGAACCAUGAAUAACAAUGUAAUGCAGCAUGAUAUAUCAAAAUGUACAUGGGAACUACCUAUUGUGAAGCUUGGCACAGGACUGAGUAUCUCCUGGAAAACUAACUUAUGUGUGCUAGCUAAAGAUGUUCGUCUAUACCGUUCGUUCUGCUGAGUUUGGAUCAGAACAUUUUAUAUAACGUUUAAGCUGUAGCCAGUGCUUCAUUAUCUGUGUAUGUUGUGUCAAACUGAUUCAGAUCUAUUAACAGUCCCUGACAUAAGUAGAUUCGUUUUAAAAUCAUUUUUUAGUAGAUGACUUAUUUGUGUAUUAUUUCUAACUGCAUAUCUACUAUUGCCCAGUUACGCUGUUCUUCAGGGUGCAAGAUGGACUUGUUCCUCCCAAGCAUAACCUUCCAAAAACCUUGCCAAUGCCUUCAUGUCUUGCUUAACCUCCUUAAGGACAUUUAAAUUCCAAAAUGUUAUGUAUGUUUCAUGUUAUUUUAAAAUCGCUUCAUCUUGUAAUGUUCUUAUUGAAUCACUGAACAGAUAGGAAUUUAUUUCUGUGCAGUUUUGUGUGCUACACGUCCACAGAAAUUUUAUGACAUUAAACCAUUUUCAAUGUUAAAUAAUUAUAUAUCUCAUUCUUUACUCAGGAGGAGUCAAAUGAAGACUGCAUAUUUCAAUAUGACAUCUACAAAUUGUCAGGCUGCUGGCUAGUAUCAGGAUGAAGCUGUGGUAAAAGGCAAGUCUUCUACCAACCAUACAGUGCUUCUGAAGAAAAUGAGCCGUCAGACUGCUACAGCACUACCUACAGGUACUUCAAAGUGUACGCCAUCACAGAGGGUGCCUGCGCUGACGGGCACUACAGCUUCCAAUAAUGACUUGGCUAGUCUCUUUGAGUGUCCUGUCUGUUUUGACUAUGUGCUGCCACCAAUUCUUCAGUGUCAGAGUGGCCACCUUGUCUGUAGCAACUGUCGCCCCAAACUUACGUGCUGUCCAACUUGCCGAGGCCCGCUGGGCUCCAUUCGUAACCUGGCUAUGGAGAAAGUUGCCAAUUCUGUACUGUUCCCAUGUAAAUAUGCCUCUUCUGGAUGUGAGAUAACUCUGCCACACACAGAAAAAGCAGACCAUGAGGAGCUAUGUGAGUUUAGGCCUUAUUCCUGUCCAUGUCCUGGUGCUUCGUGUAAAUGGCAAGGUUCUCUGGAUGCUGUAAUGCCACAUCUGAUGCAUCAACAUAAGUCAAUUACAACACUUCAGGGAGAAGAUAUAGUGUUCCUUGCGACAGACAUUAAUCUUCCUGGUGCUGUUGACUGGGUUAUGAUGCAGUCUUGUUUUGGCUUUCAUUUCAUGUUAGUAUUGGAGAAACAGGAAAAAUAUGAUGGUCACCAGCAGUUCUUUGCGAUUGUACAGCUGAUAGGAACACGGAAGCAAGCAGAAAACUUUGCUUAUCGACUUGAGUUAAAUGGUCAUAGGCGGCGACUGACUUGGGAAGCAACUCCUCGAUCUAUCCAUGAGGGAAUUGCAACAGCCAUUAUGAAUAGUGACUGUCUAGUCUUUGACACCAGCAUUGCACAGCUCUUUGCAGAAAAUGGCAAUUUAGGCAUCAACGUUACUAUAUCGAUGUGUUGAAAUGGCAAUCAAACCUCUUCAGGCCAGUGUUUAAAACCAUUGCAUUUAAUUUAGCAGAAACUAGGGUAACCAUCGUUCACUGUCAGACAAAUUAUUUGGUAGAUGGAGGAUAGACAUAUAUGAAGGUAAAUAAAGGAAAGGCUGUUAAAUUACAGGAAGCAGUUGCAUGUAGUAACACUAAUAUAUUUAAAAUAAGUCAACAGUAAACCACUGAAAAUAUAUAUACACCCAAAAUGGGCAUCUUUUGUAUUAAGAAUUGAUUCUACAGGAAAUGUUGUAAAAUAAUUCUAAAAACUUGUUUGUAGAUUGAUUGUACUGUUGAAAAGGAUACUGUUUCGUGUUUUUGUUUGUGUUCUUUUCCUCCCCCUUUGACUGACAAGCCAUGUUGAGCGGUUUGGGCUUUGGCCGCUGCUUCCCGCGCCCCUCCUCCCCCCCUCCUUUGUAAGUCACUACAUAGUAUUGCUGCUGUUUGUGUAUAUUUUUUGUGUAUUUGCUAAUUUUUAUUAACUUCUAGUUUUUUCAUUAAAUAAAUAUGACUUUCUUUUCUGUAAUUCAGGUUUUUCUCUUUUUUUUUUUGUAUCUUUAAAAAUUAACUACAGGUGUCAUUUUUUGAUAUGCAUAAUUGCUAUGGUAAAAUUAAUAUUUCUGUAUGUUUGGUAAAUUUUGUCUCUUUCCAGUAGUCAAUUAAUUGGUGAUACUGUUCUUAAUUGAGCUAUUUUGUGAAUGUACUGAACUUGCAAGGAGUAAUUAUGUUCAAAGAUGUAUCAGGAAAGAAAGCUCCUUUAAAAACAGGUCUAGAUGUUGUUGUACUUUGAGUUAUGAUCUAACAAAAUGAAUUACAAAGAUUUUUCCGCAUCUAAAAAAAAUCACAUUUCAAAUUUAGAGAUGCUUAGAAACUCUAUUGCAUCCUUCUGGUUGUUGGUUUUCCAGUACAAAGAAGGUAUUGUCUUACACAGCAUUUGUAACUAUACAACAGGCCAUUUGUUUAACAACAAAAACACCAAAAAACAAAGAAAGGGCAGUCAGAAUGAGAUGUUUUCAGUCUUUUUACAUUUCUCAUUACGAGAAUACCUGGCAAAUUUAAAAACAAUUUUUUUGCUUUGUGCUUUAGCUCAAAGUUUGACACACUACUGCUCUUGCUCACUUUCUUGUCCUCCUGUCUCUUGGUUGUUACUGAAGUAAUUUUCUUGAACUGAUUUUUGUAUAUUAUUUUGGUGAUAUGAUACACAGUCAAAUGCAAGUGAUCUCUUACAGAUAUGAUUCACCAGCCGUAACAGCUUUUGUAAGAUAUGGGCUUUGUGCAGACUGCCUCUAUGUGAAAAAAAUUAACCAUGAAUGUAUAUGGUAUUUGUGUUACAAAACAGAUGCAGAGAAAGAAAAAGGUGAAAAGCUGUUUCAUCUCAAGCUAUCUAAAGGAAAUCUUUGUCAAACCUAGUAGGAUUGGACAUCUGUUUGGAGAGGUAGCCUGACUUAAUUCCUUUUGUAACACAUUAAAAUACGGUUUAUUUACUGUG